Perkinsus marinus ATCC 50983 is the source of this 1073-nucleotide messenger RNA. RefSeq lists its product as hypothetical. The coding region runs from base 61 to 1008 and encodes 315 amino acids. Lineage: Eukaryota; Perkinsozoa; Perkinsida; Perkinsidae. The record is from RefSeq and is a predicted model, not a curated record. The transcript is spliced from 5 exons.
CUCAGUUAUAGUAAGUGUAUCUUCACAUGCUAACAAAUAUUUGUACCACUCCAUCUGCAAAUGUGUCUCAAUUGUGAUCAGUGGUACUUUGGAAUAGCACUACAUGACAUACUGGGCAAAUUCAGAAGGAAUCAUAUCAGCAGUGGACCCAAGGCUCGGAGCCGUCUCGAGAAGGAUAAACACCCCACACUUUUUCAAAGGCUACUGUGCUAUUCAACCUCUGCCGUAGAAGAGGAAAGGAUAGAUUCCCGUACUCACACGCGUAAUAGAGCUUAUGUAGUAGCUGAAGCCGAUGGUGUGCAUCGUCGAGCCACUGGUUCCCAUAGUGAUAGAGGUAAAAUCCAGGAUCACCCCACCAAAGGAAGUAGUGCAAGGCCAGCUGAAGGGCAGCGACAUCUGGAGCGAGAAUGCAACUCAUCCUACUACUCUCACUUCCACGGUGUGGGCACGACUGGGGUCUAUGAUCAUACCGUCUCUUCAACAUCUUCGGACUCGUCAGAGACUCUGGCAGCCAAGACUAUAGGGAAUCGGAUGAUGUAUGGCCGCGACCGGUGGCGUCAUGACCUCCCUCCGUGGUUCUAUUCCGACAUCGAGAAGCAACAGGCGACUAUUGGCUCGCCUCCAAGGCAUGGCCUUGUCUGGAGUGGUGGGGACUACCGGCAUGAGAUGGGUCUGCAGACCUACUCUGAGAUGUAUGACGACCCGUCAUUCUACAGGAGUCGGUGGCCGCCGGACCUGCGUUCGUAUAGGAGUAGUGUCGUGGACUAUGAGGGUGCAGAGGGUGCUCAUACCGCUCCUUCGUCAACUCUGCGGCGCUACAGUAGUGCCCAGAGGCCUAGUACUGCUCGCGUGGAUCUAUCGACUACCCCUAGCUUUGGAACACUGGUCGGGGAGACAGGUUCUCUGAAGUCGGGUCAAGCUAGUGACUGGUCUGUUCCUCCUUCUUAUCGCCGUUCACUGCAUCAAGGUAUCCCUCCCCACUCCCAGCACGCGUCUGCACGGGCCUAAUUCUAUUGGGAACUAUAUUCCAUAUUACUACCACUGUCACAAGUAAUUCCGUUCCCUAUCAUUUU